Canariomyces notabilis is the source of this 1587-nucleotide messenger RNA. RefSeq lists its product as uncharacterized. The coding region runs from base 1 to 1401 and encodes 466 amino acids. Gene Ontology annotation, biological process: regulation of DNA-templated transcription. The transcript is spliced from 2 exons. Gene Ontology annotation, molecular function: zinc ion binding; DNA-binding transcription factor activity, RNA polymerase II-specific. The record is from RefSeq and is a predicted model, not a curated record. Lineage: Eukaryota; Fungi; Ascomycota; Sordariomycetes; Sordariales; Chaetomiaceae.
AUGCAUCGUCCACAGCCAGAACCUGUCCGAGAGGGCAAGCUGCGGGCUGCCUGUGACCGAUGCCAUGACCUGAAGAACCGCUGCGUGAGGAUCGGGGGCAUCGACAGUCGCUGCGACAGGUGUGAGAGGCUGGACAUUGACUGCGUCUAUCGCAAUGCGUCGCGGAUGGGUCGUCCUAAGGGGCAGAGAAGGACAUCGACAUCAUCCCUGUUUUCCUCGCGUCGGUCAGGGGACGUUGCUCAAGCUCACAGGAGGGUGGCCAGCAGCGUUAGCACGGGCAGCGACAACAUGCCCGAGAUGAUGUCGGCUGUUGUGGUGGGCUCUGAGACGGAUCCCAGUACAAGCACCAGCACCAGCACCAGCACCAGCACCAGCACCCAUAGCGGCAGCAUAACCCUCAUCGACUCACCGGCCGAGGUCAUGAGUCUCUUGAUUUCCCCGGAACCGUUGGCCUCGCCAGGGAUGCAGCCACCGGGUCCAGACCUAGACUGGAGCAUGGACUUCAGUCUCCAGACCAGCAGCAUUCCAUGCCAUGAUCCUUUCUUUUCAGACGAGAACCCCGGGUCACCGCCCCCUGAACAGCCAGCUCAGGCAGAAAACACCUCGCUGGGGGGCCAUACCACUAACAUGGACAUCUGCGGCGGCGGGCCCCAGCACCCCGAGACGUCUCCAACCACAGCCGACAGACUUGUCGAGUUGCAGACCCAACUGCACCGCCUGCUGUCGGUUGCCCAUGAUGAUCAUUCGGGAUUCGACUAUGUCCAGGAGGGACUAGAAGCGGCCAAGACCUUCCUGGGCGUCCUGCAGACCAGCCUGGCCUCACUGAACGAUUAUUGUCCCGAUGCAGCGAAAGUCCCCGCACCGUCGGUGAGCUACAUUGCCGUCCAGCAGUCUCUGGUGUGCUACUCGUAUGUGCUGCUACUGCUGGACCGCGUCGUCGGCGUGUUAACUGGCAGUGGUCCCCCUGUUGCACAUACAUGUGCCGGAACUUCAUCAUACAUGUAUACCCCUAGCCCGUUGGGUGAAUCGCCAGCCGUCACUGCGCUGAGCCUGGGAGUGUUCAACCUCGCUUCGCAGCCCGCGCUCAACGUCGAGAUGGUGUUGCACCUCGUGCUUCGCAUGGUUCAACGUCUGCGGAAAAUGAUUCACCUGCUCGCGUCAGGGUGCAAGGACCUUGCUGGUGUGUUGGACCGUCCGGGCCGGAUACCCGCGUCAUCGGCGUCAGGGGGGGAGAUGCAUGUCUCGGCGGUGGAGGCUGAUAGAGGAUCAUCAAAGAAGGCAAACGGAACCCCCGUGUCGAUAGCUGUCAUGUCGUAUGCCGUAUCGGAUUUUAUUGUGGAGAGGGAGAAUGCUCUGGUUGGGAGGCUGGCACGGUUGGCAAACAGUAGCGGUCCAGACUGAACAUGAAGAUCAAGUUAGGUACUACUAUUAGACCAGAAGUUCUACAUGUAUGUACAAGAUGGCAGCGGAGAAGUUUGAGACGGGUAGAAGAGGGCGUCCCCCCUAUUUAUGUUGGCAAGAUGUAACAUGACAAUAGGGACACAACCCAACCCAACAUGAACCCAACCACCUGCACCUUUGUCCAAC